AUGAAUCCCCAUCAGAAGAACAAGGUCGACGUCAAUACGCUCUCCCCCGAGGAGCAGCGGCUCUUUCGCCUCUACGGCAAGCUGCCCUCGCGCUCCGACCACUUCGCCAAGCACCUCAAGGACCGCAAGUACUUCGACUCGGGCGACUACGCCAUGUCCAAGGCGGGCAAGGGCGACAGCGUCGAUGCCGGCGCCGUCGGCUCCCAGCACCCCGUUCCCGAGGACAUCCCCCACAUCCUGUCUCCCGUCAACAGCAGCGUCGCCGCCGGCGCCAUGCCGAAGCACGGCUCCAUCGCCGGCCUCCAGGGAGGCAGCCCCGUCAAGGAAAGCAGCUUCCUCCACCGCGAGACGAGCGCCGAGGGGACCACCCCGUCGGGCCCGUCGGAGCACAAGGGGGACGCCGUCGGCGGCGCACCCGCCGCAUCGACCUCUUCCUGA
Molecule: messenger RNA, 438 nt
Organism: Drechmeria coniospora
Lineage: Eukaryota; Fungi; Ascomycota; Sordariomycetes; Hypocreales; Ophiocordycipitaceae
Product: cAMP-regulated phosphoprotein family protein Igo1
Exons: 2
Coding region: 1-438 (145 amino acids)
Cellular component (GO): cytoplasm
Molecular function (GO): protein phosphatase inhibitor activity
Source: RefSeq, a predicted model, not a curated record